UGCCACCUGUCAGUGUCCAUUAGUACCAGCUCUCAGUGCUCGUCCAUUCCACCUGCCAGUGCCCAUCAGUGCUACAUCAAUGCAACAUAUCAGUGCCUACCAGUGCACAUCAAUGCCACAUAUCAGUGCCCAUCUGAGCUGCCUUUCAGUGUCACCCAUCAGUGCCAGUCAGUGCCACCUAUCAAUGCCAAUCAGUGCCACCUAUCAGUGCUGCCAAACAGUGCCAGUCAGUGCUGCCUAUCAGUGUGCAUCAGUGCCACCUAUCAGUGCCCGUCAUCAGUGCCACCUAUCAGUGCUGCCUUUCAGUGCCCAUCAGUGCCACCUACCAGUGCCUCCUCAUCAG
This is a messenger RNA of Staurois parvus, 343 nucleotides long. Lineage: Eukaryota; Metazoa; Chordata; Amphibia; Anura; Ranidae. The record is from the annotation of a GenBank genome assembly.